AUGGGCAAGAAGAAGAAGCGCAGCGGCGGCGGGGGUGGUGGUGGUGGAGGCGAAGGAGGAGGAGGAUGCGGCGGGGGCCAGCACGAGGAGAAGCCCGAGGCCGACGCCGGGAGCGGCUGCGAGGGCCAGCCCAAGGACAAGCCCGCCGACGACAAGGACAAGGACAAGGGCGGCGGCGGGUGCAAGGACGACAAGGCGGACAAGGACAAGGACAAGGGCUGCGGCGGCAAGGACAAGGAGAAGAAGGCGCCGCCCCCGCUCCCCGUGGUCACCGCCGUGCUCAAGGUCGACAUGCACUGCGACGGCUGCGCGCACCGCAUCCGCGCCUCCGUCCGCCGCUUCCCAGGGGUGGAGGGCGUGGCCAUGGAGGUGGACAAGGGCUCCAUGACCGUCGUCGGCCGCUUCGACCCCAAGAAGCUGCAGGCCCGCGUCGCCUCCAAGACCAGGAAGAAGGUCGAGCUCGUCGGCGGCAAGGACAAUAAGGGCGGAGGCGGUGGCGGGGACAAGGACAAGUGCGGCGACGGUGGCGGGGACAAGAACAAGUGCGCCGACGGCGAGGGCAAGAAGGAGGAGGAGAAGAAGGAGCAGGACGACAAGUGCGGCGGCGGCAAUGCCGGGAAGGGGAAGGGCGGCAAGGACAACAAGAAGCCUGCCGUGCCGGUGAUCGUGACGGUGGUGCUCAAGAUCGGCUCCGCCGGCCUCCACUGCGACGGCUGCAUGCACCGCAUCCGCUGCAAGCUCUUCAAGAUCAAAGGCGUGGAGCAGGUGAAGAUGGACCCGGCCAAGAACCAGGUGACGGUGACGGGCACCAUGGACGCCAAGGCCCUGCCGGAGAAGCUCCGCAAGAAGCUGCGCCGCCCGGUGGACGUGGUGGCGCCCGGCAAAGGGGACAACAAGGACAAGGAGAAGGACGGGUGCAACAAGGACGGGAAGCCGCAGCAGCAGCAGCAGCAGCAGGGGGGCGACGGGAAGCAGUGCAAGGAGGCGGCGGAGAAGGCACUGGCGGCGGAGCUGCAGCUGUGGAAGACGGCCUUCUACGACCAGCAGGCGAUGCAGGCCACCGAGUUCCUCCUCAGCGAUGAGAACCCCAACGCCUGCGCCGUCAUGUGA
Molecule: messenger RNA, 1110 nt
Organism: Triticum turgidum subsp. durum (durum wheat)
Lineage: Eukaryota; Viridiplantae; Streptophyta; Magnoliopsida; Poales; Poaceae
Source: the annotation of a GenBank genome assembly